This is a messenger RNA of Mugil cephalus (flathead mullet), 8145 nucleotides long. Its product is annotated as cilia- and flagella-associated protein 46. Bases 290 to 7990 code for a protein of 2566 amino acids. Lineage: Eukaryota; Metazoa; Chordata; Actinopteri; Mugiliformes; Mugilidae. Gene Ontology annotation, molecular function: protein binding. The transcript is spliced from 59 exons. Gene Ontology annotation, biological process: cilium movement involved in cell motility; axoneme assembly. The record is from RefSeq and is a predicted model, not a curated record.
AGUUGGAUAUUUCAGGUCCAGUUGGUGUUUUCGUAGCCAGUUUGUUCGUUGCUUAUUAAAGGGGCAAUAUUAACACCAAAUUAACGAAAGGCACUAUUGCGCUCCACAUUCAUUUAUUCAUUUUAACUUUCAUUUAGGAAUAGCCGGUUACGCCUCACCUGGCCAGUUUUAAUGGGGUAGCAUUAGCAUUAGCAUUUAAAAAGAACGCUAUGAGUUUGACGCUAGCAUGGUAACGUUAGCCAACAGACGCAAAUAUUAACCUUAAAAAGUCAGUUAACUUCGCGCAGACAUGGACCAGGAUAUUCGUCAGUAUCUAGCCAAGGCAAAGGAGCAUCGAGACUGUGAGGCUCUGCGGUCAGCCUACCGGUUAAUGAAGCACAAUGGUACAACAGCUGGAACCAGCGGACGAACUCCACGCGUGGCCUCGGAGUUGUACGUCGUCUGUGCGGAAGCAGCUCUACAGCUGGGUUGUUUGGAGAUAAGCACAGUGUGUCUAAAGAUGUACUUUGAAGGGAAUCCGUCGGCUAAUCAAUUUUUGUGUCGAGCUUACCUCUGCCAGGGCCAGCUGAAGUCUCCGCCGGCCACCGGGAGUCUGGAAGACUUUGAAGAGGCUGUGACAUAUUUUCUGAAAGCAAUUGAAAUUUCAAAGCAGGAACCAAGAUCCCACUUCGUGGUAUUUAAUGCCUCGGUACUGUACUUCCAGACAGCGCGUCCUUUCCUCCAGCCAGGGCGGUGCCACCACCUCACACCCACCCUCAAACAGGUGGUGCAAAGUCUGGAGGAGGUGGAGGACCAAGACCACAGCUGGAGGGCUGAACUCAUGAUGCACCUGAUGAAAUGCUUUGUGGACUCUGGAAAGAUUGAGGACGCUGGAAGUUUUGCCCAAGUUACAGAGGAUUUCGUCAAGUCACACACUCCACACCUUUAUCCAAGGCUUUUUACCUUACUGGUAAAACACAAGCUGUCAGAGAGUGAUGUCCUCCUUGAAACAAGCAGACAGAGUACUGCCUUGACUGUCAUUUACACAAUACAGGAAUUUAAAAACAGGUUGGCAGAAAUAAAUGAGAACAAGCUGACAAAAGAGGAUUCUGCCAAGCUUGAGGAGAUUUUCAGUCUCCUCGUGGAUUGUACCAAAUCGCUCGAUACCCCUGUGAACUCCUGCCCUCCACAGAGCCCAACGCCCAUCCAACCAUCCGACAGAGUUGCCUUCCUCCUGGAGUUGGCUCUGCUGGCCUUGCAAGUGAGGCAUCAGAAAAUAGCUGUGGACUGUUUGAAAGAGCUAAAGUCAUCAGGAGAGGCUAGUAUGGGGCAACGGAUAAUAAUGGAAUGUGUCAACUGUGAAAUUAACCUCCUGAAGAAAGGGGCCAAGAUGAAUGACUACUCCAAAGCCACUGUGGAGGCCCGCCUGAAGGAGGUAGGCAGGUUAGAUCAGUGGCUCCAAACAGCGACGAAAGAAGGGGGACCUCAGGCUGUGCAGGCGGUGUGUGCCACCCUGUGGAGUGUUUGCCUGCCCCUCUUGCAGCACAACCUCAGGAAACACAUCAGGACACCUCUUCUCAGGAUGGCCCAAGCACUGGAAGAUAUGCAAAGUGUGUUCCCAGAGAUGCGCUGUCAUAUCCACUCAGAACUGGCAGCGAUUGAAGAAGAGGAGGGUCACCUUGAAGCUUCUUUGACUCAUCUCCAGAAAGCCAUGCAGCUGGAUGGCGGGACGCAACGAGAGCGUCUGUCGUCAGCGCUCCACCUGCUGCAGCUCAGACGAGCCCGCUACCAAGUGCCGUCCCGGAACGAGGAUAAAGCCGCUAAGCUAAUGCAGCAGGCCAGGGACAUGCAGCCCCAAGAUAAGACAGAGCGUCGUCCCAUUCUGGUAACUGUGGGUCUACUUUUGGCUCCCGAUGACUUUCAGACGGUACUCGAUGCAGACGACACCUCAAAAAUUCCCGUAGGCAGCCUUGGAUCUGGACCAGCGGCUCAGCUUGCUGCUCAGGCUCAUCAUCACUCCACAUCUGCACAGAGGGUGGACGAACACCUGGCCAAACAAAGCAGUGACACAGACACCAUAGAGAGGAUGAAGUUGUGGGCAACGCUGGCAAAGACAGCCAGGAAGCAAGAAGUUUGGGACGUGUGCCGAGCUGCUUGUCGAUUUUGUUUGCUUUAUGAUGAUGGGAGAUGGAAGAUUUCCAAGGCUGAGAAAUGCAGAUGCUCGGAGGAGGAAACCUGUGCAGAGUGUCGUCGCAGUUUCACUGGGGGACAAACCUGUGCCCACCUGCUCCGCCUUCUCGCUGAAAUUCACUUUGUCAAUGCUGAGGCCACCGUCCAAAAGCUGCUUACAGAGGGAGCGCAGCUCAACAGACCUGCUGUUCCCCCACGGGACAGAGGGGUUUGUGUGUCUGAAGAAGAUCCACACUGGGUUGUGUACAGAGACUGGAUCCAGGCGCUGUCUACCUACGCCACCUCCAGCUUCUUGCGGGCAGGGGAGCUUGGAGCACGGAUCAAGGAGCCGUGGGUGGUUGCAAAUGCAGCCAUUUACCUGUGGAACCAUAAUAGCCACUUGCUGGCAGAGGGAGAAUACCAAUGCUUGCUUCCCACUUUCCAGAAGUUGGUUGACAUGUUCCAAAAGACAGAGUACAUAGGGGACUGUUCGCUGUUAGUGCUCCUGUGUGAUGCCGUGGCCCGGGGGCUGAUCCAGCCUCUGUCGGGACCAGACAGCGUUGAGCCUGCCCCUCAAGGAGACAAGGAGAAAAAGAGAGCUGAGAAGGGGAUGGAGAAAGCGAGCAGUGUCCAUGGGGUUUUCUUAGACCCAGCUGCCCUGCAAGAUGUCCGCAAAGCAUUAGAGCUGUGCAACUACGCCCUUCAUGUAUCCAGUUGCCACAUCCCAGGGGAGACCAUCCCCGUCGCAGCAAGAAAGCAGCUGUUGGCCACGUGGGUGAACAUCAAGAGACUCCUGCAACAGCAGAUUGACUCAAAGAUGGAGGAGCUCAGUGAUACGGGUGAGGACGUGUCGGUGACCACGCGUGUGCUGGUCGGGCUGGAGAUGCUCCGGAGCAAUAGGAACCCGAGGCAUAUGGAGUUCACUGUUCCCAACCUCUCCACACUGGUGAACAUGGCGUCUGAAUGCAGCUGGUACGACGCCGUGGUGGAGCUGCAGGUGUGGUGCCAGCUGGCUGCCUCCUGCCACUACGUCAAGGACCACAGCUUGGUGUUGAGCUGCACUGAGCGCGCUCUGCAGCUGGAAGAAGCAGCGGCAAAGAGCCUCCUCUCCAUGCCAUGUGUUCUGUACGGCAGCGCUGCCAUCAAUGAGAUGCUGAGCACCGCGGCCUGUCUGAGAGGUUUGAGUUUAAUCCACGAGUCCAGUGGAGAUCUAGAUGCUUACAGGGAAGCUAUGAAGAUGCUUCUGUCCAGUGUCAGCUUUGCAGAGAAAGCUGUCAGUCCAACACUGUGUGUAACAGCUGCCAGCCAUUUCUGGAACGCUUGUCUACCUCUGACACAGAGCCUGAAGGAAAGAUGGCAGCUACAGGAGCAUCUGGAGAAGAUCCUCAAUGCUCUGGCUCAUACCACUAAACAUGAAGAUAAACAGGCAAAAGCGAAGCUCGGGAGCUCUAAACACGGAGCAACAAAUGAAGAGGACCUGAGCAUCAGAGCAGCCUUUUACAUGUUGUUGCUCCACAUCUGCGUUGAUAAAGCAGACUUUGAAAGUGCUCUGCAGGUGCUUGACACAGCUAUGAGAGACAUGCCACGCUCCAGACACCGACUACCUCUGCUCAAAUACGGUAUCGUGGUAAAAGCUCGUCUGGGGGAAAGCGUGCAGCUGGACAUGCAGAAAUUACAAGAUGAAGGAGAGCGCUGCUGUUCCUGGAUGUGGCACAGAGUCGCGCUGUGUGAUGGAGAAAUAAGCCAACAGCUGACCUGCUAUCAGAAAGCCAUCAGCUCUCUCACGAGCACAGAGACUCAGCGGCAGAAAGUCAGCAUCCUGCUUGAAUUUGGAGCGUGGCUGCACUGUCACAACUUCCCCAAAGCAGAUGCCCAACAACAGGUUCAAUGGGCAAUCGACAUUCUUCUUCACUUGGAGGCUGGACGAGCAGACGGAGCAGAGGAUGUCCACGGCUUGUUAUUCAUACAGGAUGUGUCCAGUCUGAAGGAUGUGUGUAACCUUGACUACCUGAUACAAGCACACACUCUUCUCGCUGUCAUGGCUGAAAAGACUUCGCCCGAGCACCAGCUCAACCUGCUCAGAGCCUACACGUUUGUGCUCCAGACAUGGCAGGUUUCUAUGGCUGUGGCUUGUGAAAUUUCCAGAGAGAUGUCAAAAAGUCAGUCACUACAGUCUCCUCCCUCUACCGGAUCCAAAAAAGACAAGGAAAAGGGGAAGGGCAAAAAAGGGAAAGAUCCUACCCCGGCAGAAGAAAGACCCAAACCCGUCAUCUUGGAUCAUACACUUCCUUCCACCCCGAGGGACUGGGCGCGCUACACCUGUCCUGACCAGGCCAGGGAAAUAUUCCGAACCAACAACAAUCCCCACUGUAUCAAUACACACAGCAUCACAAAGCAGACACGAAGCCUGUUUUAUCUCAACCUGCUGGAAAAAGAACUGCAUUCGCUAUCACUUGACCACCUGACCCUGCCCAUUAUGCACCUAGCUGAGACCAUUGCUCAUGACCUCGUGGACAGGAGGAGCCUCUCUGACCUCUACCGACUUAGAAUUGUGAGGACCUGUGUUCACCUUGGUUUGGAGACACAUUCACCGUAUCAGGAGAAGCUUCUGACUCUAAGCAGAAUAAAAGAAGAAGAACAAAUGAGGUGCCGUGGAGCCAUAGCUCGUUCACAGGACAGGAGGAGACUUCACAAAGCUUCUAACCAGCAACCAGAGAUAAAUGAAACGAAUACUGAUGUGCGUGUUCAGGACAUUUGGCUGGACAAAGCGGAGGUUUGCCUCAGCAUGGGGCUCUAUCAGUCAGCCAGGCAGCUCAUGGCAGAGGCUCAUUUAGUUGCUACGGAGCUUGGAGAUCAGAACGCAGCAGCGAGAAGUUUGCUCAGUCUGGCCUCUCUGGCUUGUAAGGAGCAGAACUAUGCUCAGGCUCUGAUCCUGCUGGACAAAGCCCAAACCCUAGGUGGUGAUGAGGAGUUCUGGUACCAGCUCACUCUUACCAAGGUCACCACUGUAGUAGGCCAGAGAGACCGAGAUCCACAAACCAAGGUUGAUCGGAUUAUAAAACAAGGGUGUGGGGCUCUGAAGCUGGUUCUGGAGCAGCGGGUAAAUCGAGUCCCAGAGCUCACUUCAUUCAUCACCUCAUUAGAGAAGCGAGGUGCUGCAGAAUGUAUACGUGCUUGUGGUGGUGGAGAACCUGGAGAAAAGCUCAGCACCGAGGCUUUGCAGAGGCUAACGGCUGCAUGUGAUAAACUCACAGAGUGCGCCAGCACUUUCACCAAACUCAGCAGCUGGAAACGGGCGGCAGAGGCGCAUAGAGAGUGCGCACGCGGUCUGAGAAUCCUAGCCAGAAACAGUACUGACCGAGAGGAGAAACAGCGCUUCCUGCUUGAUGGCCUCUCCCAGAUGCAGCUCGCUGUCACAGUGCAGGAGCAUGUGGUGCUAAACGCUCAGCGUCUGCUGCCCCCACAGGAGGAGGGUUAUGGACUGUCACUGGCAGCCAUGCGGAGGCUCCUUUCCCUUCGGCUGGCCCUGGCAGAACUCUGUGUGGCCAUGCUUGAGGAGCACUGCGCUAAGGAGAUGCGCCAAGCUCUAGCCCGGGAGACGAAGACCUCGACCCAAAUAGCACUGGAGGAGUUCACGCGCUGCACACCCGAGCCCGACUCUACAGAACAGGAAUGGCUGAGUGUGAGCGGAACCUUGGGACAGAUGGCUCUGAGCCAGCUGGACGCAGUCAGCGCUCACUCACUGGACAACGCGGAGUCCAGAGCUCGCUGCCUGAGCCUAAUGGGAAAGUACCUGAGACUCGUAGCUGUCCUGGAGGAGCCCACUUAUUCGUGCGCUCUCUGGAACAGACAUAAGCAGAAUGAGGCCUGGUCUGAACCUAAAGCUCCUUUCACGGAGGACGGGUAUUCUGAGAAAGACAGCGAAUCAAGCCGAAAAGAGCCACGGACGACCUCUGCCAAAAGUUCUGAGCUGCAGCAGAGGAGGUUUAAGGUCCAGCAGUUGUUGUCACAGGCCAGUAAAGCACUGGCAGAGGCAGUUGGCUUGUGUCUCCAACACGGCCUGUCCGCCUCCAUCCUGGCCGAGGCCUCUCUGAACAUGUUGGAGUGUCACGGCCAGUCUGACCCUGCAGUGGCAGGUCAAUAUCUUGCCCUGUUUCAGAGCUGCUGCACGGUUUCUGUAAUGGCUGAGGCCCUAGGUUGCGUCUGUUCUGACACUGGUGUGUCCCAGCUCUCUGCUCUGCUCGGCAUCCGCAGGAACCUGCUCCUCUCUCAGGAGGAGAGGCCCAGCAGCGUGCUGACGGGAGUGGAGGACUUCCUCAACAAGCUCUGCAAGGCCUUCAGCCACCUGACCGUCAGUCCCAACCACCUAGGCAUCCUUGCAGAAAUCCCAUCCAACCUGAAGAUCUUGCUACUUCAGCACUCUCAAGAUGGGUCAGAGCUUUACGGGGCCUUCUAUGAGACGACCAAAGCUCCAGAAAAUCAAAAAGGAAAGACUACGCAAGGUGCCCUGACGUGCUCCGGGGUGGCCAAGGUUUCAGUUUGCCCACAGGCUCUUCUUGUGCUGAAGGAGCAGACUCGGGCCUUUGGUCGAAAGACCAGACGUCCCCUCCUCAAGGAAGACUCUCGGCACAGUGUUGAGGGCAGGACGGAGGCCUCUGUGGAGCAUCAGAAAACGUCAGGAGAAGAAGAUGUAGCAUCUCGCUUCGGUGAAAUUGUACGAGGAAUGGAAGACUACCUGAAUCCACUUCUCUCACAGUUAAACUUCUCUUGCUUAAGGCCGCAGACUGAAUCACGUCCAGUCCCUGACCUGACCAAAAGCAAAGAUAAGGAGGAGAAAGGGAGCCCAGUUAAAUUACCGCCAGAACCAGGGGAGUAUGUGGUGGUACUGGCCGAUGGGAACUUACUGGAGUUACCGUUGGAGUCCUUGUCCAUCCUGCAAGAGGACGGCCUGAGUUCUGUGUCACGGGACUUCUCCCUGCAGCUUCUCCACAGUCGCCUCAGUAGAGAAGAACCACCGAAAGUUGAAAGUGACAACAAAAAGGAGACCAAAGGUGGCAAAGGAACUAAGGGGAAGGGAGAUCAAAGCCAAGCCAUCAAAGCCAUACCUGCCAAUCACGCGCCGCCUCCGAACACCUUCCCAGUGGACGCACGUAACUUCAAAUACGUCGUCGACCCUUACAAUGAAGGACACUUCGGAGGAACCAGUCUGAGCAAGAGCAUGAGUGAGAUUUUGGAAACCCACAGCCAGCACUGCACCCAUUUGUGGGAGGGCUUCAUGGGCAGCAAACAAACUCCCAGUCUGUCUGAGGUGGAGCAGCUGCUGUGCCGGUGCAGUGCUUUUAUUUACCUGGGGAUGGAGCGCUUCAUGGCGAACAUACCACCUGCCAAACUGGCAGCCCUCAAUCUGUCAGAUUGCCGCCUGGCACUGCUCUUUGACCGGGUCCAGAACAAUGCCAGCGUUCGCCGCCGCUCAAACCCCGACGCGCACGUGAGCGCGGGGCAGUUUGAGCCGGACGACCCUUCACAGACUGCGCUGCUGCUGAGUUUGUGUGGUGUUGGUUGUAUUGUCCUCAACCAGUGGGACAGCAACCUUCAACAGAACACACAUAAUAUGGCCACGCUUCUCAACAAUAUCCUAAAAGUGGGACAGACUUCUGGCCAAAGCGUCCACGCGUUGAGGAAAAAGGGCGGCUCAGAGACACUACACCACAAGGUCACAGGAUUAUCUGAUCAAGUGGACGAGUCAGAGUCAAAGGACGACGGCGAUCACCACAAAACAGCUUUUACGCCGUCGGCCUUCACCUGCGUGCUGUAUGGACUCCCCAACAUCAUUGUCACAUAAUGGACUGGAUACCUUCAAUGUCUCCCACUUACAGUUCAAGAUGAUUACGAGCAUAGACUCCAUUCAACUCUGGUAUAUUACUAUAAAAAGGUAAUGAUUGAUUAUUUAUUUACACACCACUGAGGAUUCAGGUAGUUAUUUUAAACUUCCACAGC